Dermatophagoides pteronyssinus (European house dust mite) is the source of this 2457-nucleotide messenger RNA. RefSeq lists its product as uncharacterized. Lineage: Eukaryota; Metazoa; Arthropoda; Arachnida; Sarcoptiformes; Pyroglyphidae. The record is from RefSeq and is a predicted model, not a curated record.
AUGGAAUUAUCGCUAAUUUCAGGACAGGUGCAUUUGUCAAUUCCGGCAUUAGACAAUACAAUUGUUUGUGAGUCUUCUGUUCCAGGUGCCUGUGAUCCUCGUAAAGCUUUGAAACCAUUUUUAAAAUGUCCAAGAGGAACUUUACAUGGCGAACAUUGCGUCGUGCCCACUGUAGGAAUUCUUACUUGUGACGAAGGCAGUGUUUUAAAAGACUUUCAAUGUGAAUAUAUCGAAACUAUUCCAGCUGAACCAUCUUGUCCUGUGGGAACUCGUGAUAUUGGAGGUCUGUGUCAAUCAACCAAAAUAAAAGGCAUAAUGGAACGUUGUAAAGCUGGAGAACUUGAAAACAACCAAUGCGUUGUAUACAUUCCAGAAUCACAUCACAAAAUCACUGGAUGUCCAAUCGGAUAUACUGAAGCCAGAGGAUCAUGUUGGAAAUCAGUUGAAAUGGAUUGCACACCCCGAGCAGACGCAGGAAUGGUAGAGGCAUCAGUUCAUGCUGAAACAUGUUUAAGACACCGCUUUAAUGAUAGUAAUAAUAAUAAUACGCUCCCGGAUGCUGAAAUCGGUGUUAAUCAAAGGUUGAGAUACUUGAGCAUCCUCAAUGAUGCUUAUUCAAUAACUUUUGCCGAUGGUAUCGGAAUGAUUAACAACUGUAAAAUUGGAAGCAAUCAAACCUAUCAAAUUAAUUUCAACGAAGUUAGUACUGGGUUAGGUGACAUAGCUGCUUUGCUUUCAACAGUCUCGGAGCGUCUUUCUUAUAAUAUCAGCAAUAACAUUUUUAGUACUUAUUUUCAGAAAAAUAAAUUUUCCUUAGCUCUCAAAGAAUUAAUUGGCGUAUAUUGUGAUUUACGAAAUAAAGUAAUGCAAAAUAGUAUAUCAAAAGAACCUUUUGAUACAUCAACUCUAGGAUUAAUAAACAAUUACUCUAUUGAUUAUUCUGUAACAUCCGAACAAAAUUGGACAAAUGCUAUAGAAAAAUCGAAGCUUGGUAGUGGAGCUUAUGGACAAGUUUAUCUUUGUGAACAUGUUUUAGAUGAUAUAGUAUUAGGGUAUUACGCCAUUAAAAAGAUUCCUGUUGGAAAUGACAAAAAAAUGUUAGCUAAAAUGUUAAAAGAAGUUAAAAUGAGAGAAUCACUUAACCAUCACAACAUUGUUUCAUACAAACACAGUUGGUUAGAAUUUCAUAAAGGUACAGCACUACCUCCAGUUUAUGUACCGUGGUUGUUUGUGCUUAUGGAAUACUGUGCAGGAGGUUCACUUGAAGAAUUAAUAACGUUGGUGUACAUUCAAAAUGAAAGUAUACUCAGCGAAAAUCAAGUCUGGGUUUUAUUUUUUGACAUAAUAUUUGGUUUACAGCAUUUGCAUCAUCACUAUAUAGUUCACAGAGAUUUGAAACCUUCUAAUAUUUUAUUAAAGUUACAAUCCGAGGUUCAUACGGACAAUGUUGAAAUACCUCAAGUUUAUGCAUGUUUGGCUGAUUUCGGUACAGCCGAUUAUGUUUCAAGCAGUCGAACAGGCGAUGGGUACACUGGAACGAAAGAAGAUAUUUGUAUUAUAGGUGUGGCUGGACAAGUAGGAACAGCUGUUGCAAGCGCUCUAGCACUCAGAAAUUAUCCUGGAAAAAUUUUUGGGGUUGAUAUCAAGGAAGAACUAGCUAUGGGACGUUUGUUAGACAUAGAUGACGCUACGGGAAUAAACAACUUACCAUACAACCACAUUUCAUACACUACUUUCGACAAGGUUAAAAAUUGUGACAUAAUUAUUAUUUCUUCGGGAGUUCCUCAAAAGCCUGGUCAAACUCGUACUGAACUGAUAGAUAUUAAUUUGAAAAUAAUGAAAUCUAUUUGUAAGAGUAUCAAACCAUUAAAACCUACUACAAAAGUAAUUGUAAUCAGCAAUCCAGUAGACAUAUUAACUUAUUUUCUCCAAAAAGAAAUAGGUUUGCCUCAUAAUCAAGUGUUCGGUUCAGGAACAUUCCUAGAUACGUCAAGACUGAAGAAGCAACUAAACUACUCAUACAAUAUUCCGCUUGACAAAGUCAAUAUUUAUGUUAUCGGAGAACAUGGUGAUGACCAAUUCGUCGUAUGGAGCAAUGCCACUGAAAAUGGUAAAUCAAUCAUUGAGAAAUAUAAAAUUACGAGAGAUAAUCAACUUAAGAUUGAAGAAAUAACCAGAAAAAGAGCUUAUGAUAUUAUUAAUUUUGUUGGAGCCACUUGUUUUGGUAUCGGAGCUCACAUUUCGGAAAUUAUUUUUCAAAUGCAAAGCAAUGCUAAUUAUAUACUACCGUUGUCUCACUACCACGAAAAACUGGAUUUAUACAUGUCGACCCCUUGUGAAUUCAAUAAUGAUGGAAUAGGAAAAACACUGGAUUUAUCACUAAAUGAUGAAGAAAAACAAAAGUUUGAUGAAUGUGUUGAAAAACUUAAAAAAAUUAUAAAAGAGCACAAUAAGUAA